Molecule: messenger RNA, 2562 nt
Organism: Athalia rosae (coleseed sawfly)
Lineage: Eukaryota; Metazoa; Arthropoda; Insecta; Hymenoptera; Athaliidae
Exons: 4
Coding region: 885-2393 (502 amino acids)
Source: RefSeq, a predicted model, not a curated record
CGUGUCAAGCAUGAUUUUGUAUCAAUGAAAUAUACGCACAUCGCAUUGACAUAAAUACACGAUGCAUAGCACGUUGAAAUCUGUAGAUGAUGAUGUGUUUUUUCAGGAAAUAUACCGGAAUAUGAAGAGUAUUUUAGGGGUCGAAUUUAGACCUACCUAGAUUAUCGAAUAAUUAAUUACUUUCUUUUUGUAUCCUGUAUUCUAACUCCUAGAAAUAGAAAAUUGUCUGUCGCUAUAUUAUUCGCAAGGCGCUUCGGAUGAUAGAAAUGCAGAUAUACGUAGCCCAGAGGCGAUGAACAGAAUCGUUGUGGCCGAUUUGAAUUAAAUGCGGAUCUGAAUGAGGGUAUUGACUUUAUUGUUAGAUAGUUGCCGCUGAAUCUUUCGCAUACAUUUGAAUACUAUUCGAAUAAAUUUGAAAGUCGUUAAACUAAGCCCGUGUUUGUUUGAUUUUUUUGUACGAAACCAAGAUGGAGUUCUAGCAAUGUCAAUGCUAUGGUUAACUGCACCAUUAGGUCGUUCCCCAGCACAUUUGUUGUUCUUAAAUUUUGAUAUAUAAAUUUUUUCCCAGUCGCUUAAUCGCGGCAGCCUAUCGAAGGUUCAUGAAUUAAUUACACUAAGCAACGCCACAAAACCCCAUCUGACUCGUGGAGAAUUGCACGAUCGUAAAAACCCCCGAAAUUAAGUGUACAAUGUUUUAUUUGGAACUACCGCUGCAUUGUUCGAGGCUUGACGAACUACGUCCAUUGGGAACGGAUACAGCGAGUUACUUUUACAAGGACAUUCGAUUUGGGGUCGAAGAAAACCUUCGCGAAAUUUUUCAUAUCCCCUCAGCAAAACGUGAUCAGAAAAAAGGCCAGAAACUCAAAUAAGCGGUUGAAAUAACUAUGGAGACGCUGCAGAGACCAGAAAAUCCCUCUUCCGAUGUUAUCCAAAGUGAUUUACACAAUCGGCUCAGUCUUCAGCUAAGACACGGAAUACCCUGUCACAGAAAAAAACAAGAUACUGAGAGUAACGGCUCUCCAACGACCGCAGAAUCCACAGAUAUUGACGACGAAGAUCCUGAAGAUGAGGACGAAUGCAACGACGAAGAAUCGAUUAAAUUAAAAGAUUCAACCUGCCCUCAACCUGCACGUAGACAAAUGGUAUGCGGUAUGUGCCACUUACCACCGGGCGUUACUGGAGUAGCCGGAGUCUCGACUAGCCCUGGACCAAUGCUCACGUGUACUCAAGGGCAUCUUCUUUGUCAACAGUGCGUUCACCGUUAUACUGUUUGUUCAGACAAAGGUUGCGUCGUUUGUGGUGCAGAUCUUUACACAUCAACGUCGAGGACUUGCUACCAAGUAACGAACUGCAUGGGCGCGAAUCAUCCUCGUGAAAAUAAUUCACCCCCCGCAGAAGUCCCUCCUCGUGGCGUUCAAUCGGAAAUGCGUUGCAAUGUGCAGAGAGCGACUCAGCAAAUAUCGAAUAAUUAUAAAACCAGAAAUUACAAUCAAGGGGGAGACAAUUUUGCACAGCCAUUUUUCGGGGGAUAUUCCAAUUAUCCCACGGGAUACAAUAGCCAAUGUUCAGCGGGAUGGGAUGGAGAUUCCGGAGACGUGAUUCAGGCGAGUUCUAAUUCUAUGAGAGAUAAUCAUCAAAGACGGCCGAGUUAUUGCAGCAUGAUGAGAGGCGACGACGCUGAUCCAGAGGGUACGGAAGUUGCUUACAGUUACGGAAGAUCUGAUAGAUCCGGAAGUGCGGCUCUUGUGCAGGCCGAAUGUUCGAGGCGGCCGAUACGCUGUCCUAGAUUAGAUUGUGCAGUUAACGUCGCAUUUUCCGCGUUGACUCAUCACUUCCUCUUCGAUCAUCCGGAAGUUCCAAUUCUGAGCGUCGAACCCGGAAUGAAAAGUACUUUGAUCGUUAGCUUCGCAGCUCUUUCCUGCAAUUCUAGCCGAUGUCUCGCCCUGCUUCUAGUUUCUGGUAAACUUACGGGUGCUGCAGCGAGACUGUUCAACGGAAGUCAGAUAAAACCGAGAUACCGAAAUAGGCUACCACUUCCAGUUCUAGCUGCUCGACUGCACUGUUCGAGUCAAAAUCCUUGUAACGACAAGGACCACUCUCAUGGCCCAGGUCAAGGUCAGAGUCAAGAGGACGUCGUAAUUGUGUGGGUUGCUGGACUUGACGUAGGCGGAGCGACAACAGGAGCUCUGCGCUGCAGCAUCGAAGCAGCCGACGGAAAUGAGAACGGGGCAAUUCGAUCGCUGAUGUACACAGGACCUGUUAAUUCUUUACGAACGGCGCAACGCCCUCGCGAAGUCUUCAUGACCGGUGAUUGCGUUAUUUUACAUCAGGGACUGAUCGAUCAUAUCACUUCCGGUUUUACGAGCUUGAAUGUGAACGUAAUUGUACAUUAAUAUAUGCGAUAAAAAAAAAUCUGUAGAUCUUUACACACGGCGCUGGAUUAAUUAUUUCUAGAACCGCAUACAACGAACGAUUAUCAUAUAAUUCGAAGGGUAAGAAAUCGUAACAAUAUCAACGUAGGCAUACUAAAAUUGUUUGAUAAAAACGUAAACAUUUCGUAUA